Molecule: messenger RNA, 3553 nt
Organism: Piliocolobus tephrosceles (Ugandan red Colobus)
Lineage: Eukaryota; Metazoa; Chordata; Mammalia; Primates; Cercopithecidae
Product: endogenous retrovirus group FC1 Env polyprotein-like
Exons: 2
Coding region: 1813-3477 (554 amino acids)
Molecular function (GO): nucleic acid binding
Source: RefSeq, a predicted model, not a curated record
AACACCGCCCCGCCAUAUUUGUUGAAGUUAAGCCUGGGACAGACCCGGUUCGGGUUCGGCAGUACCCAAUACCCCUAGAGGCCAAAGAGGGGAUUACGCCCCACAUCCGCCGGCUUCUAGACCAAGGAGCUCUACGCGCCUGCCACUCGCCGUGGAACACUCCGUUGUUACCUGUUUGUAAACCUAAUAGUAAAGACUAUAGGCCGGUGCAGGAUUUGAGAGAAGUCAACAAAAGAGUCAUGGACAUACACCCCACCGUACCCAACCCAUAUACCCUCUUAAGUACUUUGAACCCUGAAAAACAGUGGUAUACUGUCCUUGAUUUAAAAGAUGCUUUUUUCAGCCUACCCUUGGCUCCCAAAAGUCAAGAGCUUUUUGCAUUUGAAUGGACAGACCCCGAGACGGGUAUAAACGGCCAGCUAACAUGGACCAGAUUGCCAUAGGGAUUCAAGAACUCGCCAACCCUGUUCCACGAAGCCCUCCACGAAGAUCUGGGUGAGUACCGACGGCAACACCCUGAAAUAACUCUUUUGCAGUAUGUUGAUGAUCUUUUAGUAGCGGCCAAAUCCCCGGAAGCCUGUGUUCAAGGAACCGAAGACCUCCUAAAGACUUUGGGGAAGCUAGGCUACCGGGCCUCAGCAAAAAAGGCUCCAAUCUGCAAAUCAGAGGUAACCUAUCUGGGAUACCUGUUAAAAGGGGGGCAACGUUGGUUAACCAGUGCCCGGAAAGAGACAGUCCUACGUAUCCCUAGACCCCAAUCAACGCGACAAGUAAGAGAAUUCCUGGGGUCGGCGGGGUUCUGUAGGUUAUGGAUACCCGGGUUUGCAGAGUUAGCCAAGCCCCUAUACCAGGCAACAAAGGAACAGCAGCCCUUCAAUUGGACGGAAGAGGCUGAGUUGGCCUUCCAACGGAUCAAAACCGCUCUGUUAUCAGCCCCCGCGCUGGGACUCCCUGAUGUCUCCAAGCCCUUCCACUUAUACGUGGACGAAAGCAGGGGCGUUGCCAAAGCGGUAUUAACUCAGUAUUUAGGCCCCUGGCGGAGGCCAGUUGCCUAUCUGUCAAAAAAAUUGGACCCAGUAGCCGCAGGAUGGCCUCCCUGCCUCCAAAUAAUCGCAGCAACUGCUUUGAUGGUGCAAGAUGCUGAUAAACUGAUCAUGGGCCAGGAACUACGGGUCACUACUCCACAUGCCAUCGAAGGCGUUCUCAGACAGCCGCCUGAUCGAUGGAUUAGCAAUGCCCGGCUCACCCACUACCAGGGGCUACUGCUAAACCCCCUCAGGAUAACCUUCCUGCCCCCAACGACCCUGAACCCUGCGUCACUACUGCCAAAUCCGGACUUAGAAACCCCGUUCCAUGACUGCUCCGAGAUAUUGGCCCAGGUGCACGGAGUCAGGGAAGACCUGCAAGACCGCCCACUGCCCGACGCCGACCUCAUCUGGUUCACCGAUGGGAGCAGUUUCGUCUACCAAGGACAAAGAAAGUUCAUGAGGAGGUCUGGCCUAACCUAAGAGAGCUGUACAAAACAGGACCUCCACCCGAACCACAUCAGUUCCAGCCAGGAGAUUGGGUUCUCAUCAAACGCCAUCAGCAAGAGACCUUAGAGCCGAGGUGGAAAGGACCGUUCCAGAUAAUCUUGACAACACCAACUGCACUCAAGGUGGAAGGAAUCGCCACCUGGAUCCAUUACACACAUGCCAAACCAGUGGAUCCAGUCUCGGACCUCGUCGGACCGCCAGCGACCUGGACGAUCGACCGGACUAAAGACAAUCCUUUAAAACUCACCUUGCGCCGUCAACAACCUAAACUGUAAAUAUGAUAUCCCGUUCCCUCACAACGCUUUUGCUUGUACAGGCCUUUAUCUGGGAGACCCAAUCACAGGGGGCCUCAUCCCCGUUUGCUUGGCGUUUUUACUUAACUGAGAAUUGGACCGACCAUGCCCAGACACAAAAAGAGAGCCAGGUCUUGGCAACGGCUGACUGCCACCCUGCAGGGUGUCAAACGGCCAUCUAUCUAAAUUUCUCUGAUAUUGCCGCACAACCGGGAAAGGUCACCCCCACUAUCUGUUUUCUCUUUGACCAACAAAUCACCUAUUGUAAAGAUUCUUGGGUCGAACAGAAUGUCGGUUGUCCUUAUGGGUCCUGUGAAAGCCACACUGCCAAAACUCUCACAGCUUCCGAGACCCUCUCCAGACAACGCUAUAACUCUCAUAAUUUUUUCAAAACCAACUUAGGAUAUACAUGGGUUGUCUGGGAUCCGUGGGACUCCCGCUGGACCACCCGACAGAAAGGGGCCAUGUACAUGACCCCAAAAACAAUGUGGCCCAGCAGCCGCCUUUACCUUUGGCGCUCUCUUGUUCAGAUCCAAACCACCCUCCACGCUACAAUCCAGAAACAGGAAAAAGAACUAAACAUACAACUCUCAGCCUUAACUUCCCCCCUCCCCUUCUCUUGGUUAUCUCUACUAAGAGUGGGAUUACUGCUUGCAAAUGCCACCGGUCUAGGCAAUCUCUCCGCGUGCUUCUUCUGUGCUGCCCUAGGGCGACCACCCCUGGUGGCCGUCCCACUCACGGGCCCCUUCAAUAAUUCUCCUACAAACAGCUCAGGACCCUUCCUCCUCUCUGGUGUCCCCCUAUUCUUGAGCCCCGGGCAAACACAGGUCUCAUUCUGCUACUCAAAUGCUAGCACCUCCCUCUGCAAUACGACCUCUUCUCCUAACACAACCCUGUUCGCCCCUCAUGGUUCUUUCUUCUGGUGCAAUGGAACGCUACAUAAAAAUCUUUCCACCCAGGCCACUAAGACCCUCUUAUGCCUCCCUGUCACACUGGUUCCCCAAUUAACCUUACGAACCCCUGCAGAAUACCUGGGAUGGGACAACAUAUGGGACAGCAUACCAUCCCCCAGAACAAAACGGGCUAUAUUUCUUCCCCUGGUGGCCGGCAUCUCACUCGCCACAUCCGUAGUUGCAGCAGGACUGGCGGGAGGGGCCCCAGGCCAUUCUCUACUCACAACUGCUAAACUCUCCCAACAAUUCUCCAUAGCUAUGGAAGCCUCUGCCGAAUCCCUAGCCUCCUUACAAAGACAACUAACUUCCCUCGCCCAGGUUACCUUACAAAACCGAUGCGCCCUAGACCUACUAACAGCUGAAAAAGGGGGAACUUGUCUCUUUCACAAAGAAGAAUGUUGUUUUUACAUAAAUGAAUCAGGGUUAGUAGAGACACGGGUCCAACAGCUACACAAACUCAGCAUAGAAUUACAACAACAAAAGUUUACCUCUGCAGCUGAUAGUUGGUGGGCAUCCUCCAUGUACUCCCUCCUAAUGCCCCUCAUGGGGCCACUACUUAGCCUACUCCUCCUCCUUACCGUAGGGCCCUGCAUAAUAUCCAAAAUUAUAAACUUUAUUAAAGAUAGAAUCAACACAGUCCAACUAAUGGUCCUUAGAGCCCAAUACCAGCCCGUCAUGACAACAGAAUCAGUAUAAGACCCAAGAUUGGCUCUUAAAGGUACCAGAGACAGGGGGGGAUGAAAAGACUAAAAGGCAGAAAUGAAAUCCACAG